AUCUUCCCUUCCAAAUCAAGAGAGAACAGAUCGAAGAAAAAGAGCAAGAAACUGAUCAAAGAAAACAACACGCAGCAAAUGAAAGCAGGUACCACAAGAAUUCGUGACAGCUAAAGCCAUGGCUAAAAUUAGCAAGCCAAUGGCGUUGGCAGCCAACUAACUAGCCACCAAAGCGCGCGCAUACGCGAACGAGCUAGCUCACGUACGACGCCCCCGGCCUCCUCUCCUCUUGCUCCUUUUGAACGCGAAUUGAGGCCAAGAAAAGGUCGCCGCCGAUGUUGUCGCCGUUGGUCCGCCGGAGCAAGGUCUCCGGGCGGCUCACACAGUCUCCGUCCUUCUCCUCGCCAGCGGCGUCGUCGCCCACCGGCAAGGGCCACCACCAGGGCAUCGGCACUGUCCUCGACGAUGCGGCGCCCGGCGCCGCUGGCGCCAGAGGCAAGAGCGUCAUGCACCGAGCGCGGUCGACGUCCAGGCUGCGGACGUGCAAGUCGUUCGCGGUGGCUGAGGAGGCCGCGGCGGCGGCCGCGGCGGGCGAGCGCCGCGUCGUGCUCUACUUCACCUCCCUCCGGGCCGUGCGCGCCACGUUCGAGGACUGCCGCGCCGUGCGCACCAUCCUGCGGGGGCUCCGCGUCGCCGUCGACGAGCGGGACGUGUCCAUGGACGCGGUCUACCUCGCCGAGCUCCGCGCGCUGAUGCGGCGCGACCGCCCGGCCCUGCCGCAGCUCUUCGUCGGGGGCCGCCUCGUCGGGGACGCGGACGAAGUGCUCCUCCUGCACGAGAGCGGAGAGCUCCGGCGCGUCUUCGCCGGCGCGGCGCAGGCGCCGCCCACGCCGUGCGCGUCGUGCGGCGGCUCGCGGUUCGCGCCGUGCGGCGCCUGCGGCGGCAGCCACCGCCGGUUCAGCGAGAAGACCGGAGGGUUCCGCGUCUGCGCGGCGUGCAACGAGAAUGGACUCGUCCGGUGCGCCGCCUGCGGCUCCGUCGGCUGACGUUCGCGCGUCCCAUCUCGGAGUCGAUCGAAGAGAUGGAAGAGAAAACGCUCAACUGCUGAUGGAUUCCAAGU
Phragmites australis (common reed) is the source of this 1060-nucleotide messenger RNA. RefSeq lists its product as uncharacterized. The transcript has a single exon. The record is from RefSeq and is a predicted model, not a curated record. The coding region runs from base 276 to 986 and encodes 236 amino acids. NCBI's taxonomy places the organism in Eukaryota, Viridiplantae, Streptophyta, Magnoliopsida, Poales, Poaceae.